This is a messenger RNA of Humulus lupulus (European hop), 1376 nucleotides long. Its product is annotated as protein EXORDIUM-like 6. The transcript has a single exon. The record is from RefSeq and is a predicted model, not a curated record. NCBI's taxonomy places the organism in Eukaryota, Viridiplantae, Streptophyta, Magnoliopsida, Rosales, Cannabaceae. Bases 300 to 1235 code for a protein of 311 amino acids.
AAUAAAAACAAAAGACAACUCGCUAUAUCCUACAAAUUGGUAAAUGGAAGUGACAAUUAAAUACGCUAAUAUUAAAAAAAGCUUCAUAAACACCAUUAGAAUUAGUAAAAGAAAUGAAAAUCUAUUUAUGGUUUUGUUGAGUGCUAAGAAUAGCUUCGUAAAUGUUGGCUGGGAAUGAUAGGGGGCCAAUGUUUAGGGAAUAGACAGCCAUUAUUAGAGCAUACACCACCAAUGUUUGUGGCAAUGACCCUUUUAUAAAUGCACGCCUUAAUUCUCCAACAUAUGGAAAGAAAAAAGCAAUGGCCCCUCCUCUCCCUUGCUCUGUCUCUCUGGUGCUCUCACCUCUUUUCCUCUUCCUGCUCGUCACAAUAGGUGAAGGCCAUGGCUUCGAAUCUCCAGUGCCCAAAUUGGAGUACCAUGGCGGGCCUCUUCUCACCGGAAAAAUCGACGUUUCCAUCCUCUACUACGGACGAUUCGGCCGCGGCCAAAAGAGUGUCAUCCGCAACUUUCUCAAAUCUCUCAACAAUGUCCGCGGCAGCGCCAAGCCCACCGUAUCUUCAUGGUGGAGAAUGGUGGAGAGCUAUCAAUCCUUCACAGGCCAUAAACACGUCCGCAGGGUCCCCAAAAUCCGAGUGAAGGUGGUCAAAGUGGCCACCGACGCCUCCUACUCGACGGGGAAAGUGAUGACCCUGGAUUUCAUCAAGAUUCUAGUGCAGAAGGCCACUGAGGGGACACGCAACACUCUGGCGCUCAUCUUCACUGACAGGCAAGUGACUGUUCAAGAGAUGUGCACUGGGAGAUGCGCGCAACAUGGCAUGUUCGGAGACCAGCCCUACGUUCUUGUGGGGAAUCCUGAGACGGAGUGCCCCGGAGCUUGUGCCUGGCCAUUCCACAAGUCUGACUUAGGGCCACAAGGAGUGGUGCUGCAACCACCUAGUGGCAAUGUCGGGGCUGACGCUAUGAUCAUAUCGUUAGCGUCGGGUUUGGCGGAUGCCGCGACUAACCCGUUCAACACAGGCUUCUUCCACAUGGGCAGUGGACACUUGGGUGUGCUGGGCGCUGGAACGUUGUGCCAAGGGAUAUUCGGAACUGGGGCAUUCCCUGGAUACCCCGGAAAGAUUCGAGUCGACCCAAAAAGUGGUGGAGCCUUCAACUCCCACGGUGUUAAGGGCAAAAAGUUCUUGUUACCCGCUGUGUGGAACCCAGCAACUUCCUCUUGUUGGACACCUGUAUAAUCUAACUCAUGCACUAACAAUUUUUUUCUUUCUGUUUUUUUUUUAAUUUUAUAUCUUUUUGUAAAGUAAAAUCCAAAAUUCAUCCCCAUUCAUUUUUCCUUUCAUUGUAAUAAAUAUAAUCAACCAUCAAACAUUUUUACC